Lolium rigidum is the source of this 2180-nucleotide messenger RNA. Its product is annotated as zinc finger CCCH domain-containing protein 23-like. NCBI's taxonomy places the organism in Eukaryota, Viridiplantae, Streptophyta, Magnoliopsida, Poales, Poaceae. The coding region runs from base 1 to 1743 and encodes 580 amino acids. The record is from RefSeq and is a predicted model, not a curated record. The transcript has 8 exons. Gene Ontology annotation, molecular function: metal ion binding; RNA binding.
AUGGACGCCUACGAGGCCACCAAGGUGGUGUUCGCCAGGGUUCAGGAGCUCGUCGACCCGGACCUCGCCUCCAAGAUCAUGGGCGCCCUGCUCACCCAGGACAAGAGCGAGGAGGACAUGAUCCGCCUCGCCUUCGGCCCCGAGCACCUCCUCCACUCCGUCGUCGCCAGGGAGCGCGCCGACCUCCUCGCCCGCACCAACCCCUCCUCCCCGCCCGCCUCCUGGGCUAUGGCGCCCGGCGAUGGCGACGCCGGCCACCCCUUCUCCGCCGCCAGCGACCCGUUCUACCCCGACGAGGGGUACGGCUGCUGGUCCCCGACCAGCGGCGGCCACCGCCGGAGCUACUCGCUCAGCGACGCCGACGGCGGGUGGAAGCCGUGCCAGUACUUCGCGCGGGGGUUCUGCAAGAACGGCUCCGCCUGCCGCUUCCUGCACGGUCUCCCCGACGACGUCGCCGAGCAGGAGAUGGCCGUCAUGCGCGCCAAGGCCGCCGCUGUCGCCGCCGCGCGGGCGCAGAUGAUGCCCCCCGCCUUCGCCUUCUCGCCGUCUCCGCCCAAAGGCCUCGGCUUCCUCCUCCAGCAGCAGCAGCAGCAGCAGAGCGAGUCCCAAAGGGCGGCGGCCAUGCUGCUCGCCGCCGGCGACGACAUGCACAGGUUCGCCCUCCGCUCGCCCCGGAUGGACCGCGCCGACCUCUCCAACAGCCACGGCGCGCGGCAGAUCUACCUCACCUUCCCCGCCGACUCCAGCUUCACCGAAGAGGACGUGUCCAGCUACUUCAGCAUGUACGGGCCGGUGCAGGACGUGCGCAUCCCGCACCAGCCGAAACGCAUGUUCGGCUUCGUCUCCUUCCUCUACCCGGAGACGGUGCGCCUCGUCCUCGCCAAGGGCAACCCGCACUUCGUCUGCGACGCCAGGGUCCUCGUCAAGCCCUACAAGGAGAAGGGCAAGGUCCCUGACAGGUUCAGGCACAGCGGAGGCAUCUCUCCUCACCACCGCGACUUCGCCGCCGCCGGCCUGCUCGACUCCAGGGAUCCCUUCGACCUCCAGCAGCCGCAGAUCGGGCAGAGGAUGCUAUACGGGAGCAUGGCCGGCCACGAGGCGGCCUUCCUGAGGAGGAAGCUGGAGGAGCAGCAGGAGUCGGCGGAGCUGCAGCGUGCCAUCGAGCUCCAGAACCGCCGGUUCAUGGGGAUGCAGCUGCUCGAUCUCAAGAGCAGGGGCCACCACCUCCUCGGCUCCCCCGUGGGCUCGCCAGGCGACGGCAAUGACGGCUGCUUCAAUGCCAACGGCAAUGGCGUGCACCAUUUCGAGAACAACAUUCAAGAUAACAGCACUGGCCUUGUCAUGGGCACAUCUGCUGCUGCUGCUUCUGCCAUUGGUAAAGACGGGAGGCAGGAGCAGCAGUAUGAGGAGGAGGAGGGUGGUGGUGAUGGCAAUGGUGGCAGUCCCAAGCAGGCAGUCAACUCUGGGGAAGAGGGGAGGAGGGAAUCUGGUCCUGGUGCAGCAGCUGCAACCAAUGUUGUUUGUGGAUACCAAGAAAGUGGCAUGGAGCACAACCUGCCUGAUAGCCCCUUUGCUUCCCCCACCAGUGCUGCUGCUGCUGAGCAGCAGACAGCUCACACUGGUAGCAUCAGCAGCUCCCACCCGGUGGCCUUGUCUCUGUUCCCCUCUGCUAAACCUCUCUACAGCUCUUGCUUCUCCCAAGUGCCCAGGUUCUCAUCUGGGCAUGGAGCCAUUGGGCUGUGAAUAGAGCAGGAAAAGGGCCCUCAUCACAUCAGCUAAGGGUCAUGACCCCAUCAAGUGGAAGUAGAAAACAAAGGAAAAAACUUUAACAAAGUCUAGGUGUAUCUUCAGUUCAGAGAGAGGGACAGCAGCAACUCAACAACAACAGCAACAGAUUAAGAAAGGAAACAAGUCAGUCCUAGGUUGUCUUUAGCUCUAGGCCUUUCAGUAGUAGUAUAAAUAAUACCAGUCGUUUUAAUUAGUACUUGAUCCUGGGAAGAGUCGAGCAGAACAAGUGAAAAGUGAUGCCACCGUCAUGCAUAUAUAACUGCAUGCUGUAUGCUCGACUCAGUGAUCUGGUUGUAAUGGAUCUCAGUUUGGUGAUAAAUACUAGUAUACCGUAGCUAAUCCUUGACAUCUUUACCAGCCAGGUGUUGUUACUUGAUGCAUAGACACCCAAA